Brugia malayi is the source of this 1413-nucleotide messenger RNA. RefSeq lists its product as uncharacterized. Gene Ontology annotation, molecular function: ATP binding; protein kinase activity. The coding region runs from base 1 to 1413 and encodes 470 amino acids. The record is from RefSeq and is a predicted model, not a curated record. Gene Ontology annotation, biological process: protein phosphorylation. NCBI's taxonomy places the organism in Eukaryota, Metazoa, Nematoda, Chromadorea, Rhabditida, Onchocercidae. The transcript has 11 exons.
AUGUAUGUUUAUCUGUUACCAUUCACCGUCCGAAAGCAGUUGGCUGCCAUUUUGGAUACUGAUAACGCGUGGGAACUGCUAGCGUUUGUAAUGCCGGACAUUGAGAACGCAGAUGUACGGGCUUGUCGAGAUGUAGGAUCUUUUGAAAGUCCGACAGAGAAUCUUCUGGCAAUAUGGGGUUCAAAAGGAAACAAGGUAAUUCAGCUUUACAAUUGCCUUGGUCGAGCAAAACUUGUUCGUGCGAUGAAAGCAGUGCGUCAUCUAGUAAAUCCGUUAUUUUAUUGUUGGGAAGAACAGUGCUUGCAAUCUGCAGAUGAAAACAGUCAAAAAAGUGAUAAAGCAAUAAUCUCUCGCUCUCGCUGUUCAGCCAAAAAUGGCGAUAUCACAAUACCGUGCUACAAAGAGACGCCUUCGGUAAAAUGCUCAAAUAAUAUGAGAUGGUUAAACCAAGAGACUGAUACUUAUGCCGAUUCACAUGUAAUAUAUAAAACUCUCCAAAAUACGCCGUGCAUUAAGUAUAAUGACAUUGUGAGAAUUACCAACAAUUUUUCGUUGGAAAACAUUCUUGGUAGUGGAGGUUACGGAACGGUUUAUAGAGGAACGUGGGAAAAAACAGUGGUUGCAGUGAAGCGUAUACAGGCUGUGAAGGAGUGUGGACAUGAGAAAGAACAAAUUCGUCAGAGUUUACAAGAACUAAGAAUGUUGUCGAAAUAUCGACAUGACAACAUUCUGCCACUUUAUGCGUAUUCACUUGAUGGUCCUCAACCUUGUCUGCUUUACCAGUACAUGAGAAAUGGUUCAUUGUUUGAUUGCCUUUUUAGAAAAGAAUCCGUGGUUCUUACCUGGUUGCAACGUUUAUCAAUAAUGAUAGGUUGUGCUCGUGCUCUACAUUACCUGCAUUCUGUUGCAAAGAAUCCGAUAAUUCACGGAGAUGUUAAAUCAGCAAACAUCUUACUUGACAAACAUUUUGAACCAAAAUUAGGUGAUUUCGGUUUGUGCCGAGAUAACUUUUCAAAAGAUAAUUGGAGAGAUGAUGAUUUCGUUACCGCCUCUCACGUAAAGGGAACAUUGGCAUAUCUGCCGCAAGAGUUUCUGACGGAGAGAGUAAUUAGUACGAAACUCGAUGUAUACGGUUAUGGUGUAGUUUCAUUAGAAGUUUCCACGGGAUUAAAGCCUCAUGUUAUGAAACGGUGUCCACAAAAUAUCGUAGAAUAUGUUAUGGAUCAUCAAAAAUCUGGAAAGAAUGAAAAGAUUUUGGCUGAUUACCAAUGCAAUUUUACCAGCGAUUUAGACGCCGGUUACUUCAGUCUUAUUUUACAAACUGGGUUAAAAUGUGUUGUGCAAGAUUACCGAAAAAGACCAUCAUUUCGAGAAAUUAUCAAUACCUUCCUGUAUAUAUGUAACAGUGUUUAG